CGGAACUUCCUCGUUUUCUAACCUAUAAGUUAACAUAAGCAUAUUGUGGAACACGUAAAUUUAUCUAAAGUUCUCAUCUUUAAAUGACUAUGACGGACGGAUCAACUGGGGAAGGUGUUCCCCAUUUUUCGGCGCCGGUUAUACAAGAUAACCCCGUGGGAUGGGGACCGUGUGAGAUGCCUGACCAGUUUCGCGACAUUCCCUACCAGCCCUUCAGCAAGGGCGAUCGUUUAGGGAAAAUAAGCGACUGGACCGGUGCCGCGUUUCAGGAUAAGAAAUACGCAAGCAAGUACGCGUCGCAGUUCGGCUCGGGCAGCCAGUAUGCUUACUACCACGACGAGGACGAGAGCACCUUCCAUUUGGUCGACACCACUCGUGUUCAAAAACCGCCGUAUCAGCGCGGACGGUUCAAGGGUAACCAAAGGAACAUGCGCGGGAGGGGAAUUCGCGGCGGCUUAUCCGGAGGAAUGCAGGCUUUGGGCAAGGGAGUUAAGGCGAGAGAUCGUGACCGUAAGAACCAAAUUAAGAAGUGGUCGCAAGGUCGCCCUCAAAUUAAGAUCAGAGACGCGUCCGUUACGGUUCGCCCCGACUGGGUUACGAUUGAAGAAAUGGAUUUCCCGCGUUUAGGGAAAUUGUCUUUGCCCAGUAUUAAAGACGGUGAGGACGUUUAUUGUUGUGGCGAAUUGGAAUAUUACGAUAAAACUUACGAUCGCGUGAACGUUAAGAGCGAGAAGCCUCUGCAGCGCAUUGAUCGUAUCUUCCAUACUGUAACGACAACCGACGACCCGAUUAUUCGAAAAUUGUCAAAAACUGAAGGCAACGUGUACAUUACCGAUACAAUUCUGGCGACUAUUAUGUGUUGCAUUCGGUCAAAUUACUCGUGGGAUGUUGUCAUCGAGAAACUUGGUGACAAGUUGUUCUUCGACAAACGUGACAAUACCGAAUUCGAUUUGCUUACUGUAAACGAAACCUCCGUGGAACCGCCACAGGAUGACGGUAUUUCGUUCAAUACUCCCAGAAAUCUAGCCCUGGAGGCAACAUUUAUCAAUCACAAUUUCAGUCAGCAAGUGUUACGUACCGGUCAAAAUGAGCCCCGCUACAAGUUUGAUAAUCCCAAUCCCUUCAUUUCCGAAGACGAAGAGGGAGAGGUCGCUAGCGUCGCCUACCGCUAUCGUAAGUGGGAUCUGGGUGGCGGAAUUGUUUUGGUGGCAAGAUGCGAGCACGACGCCGUCGUCCAAUCGCCCAGUGGCGAACUUCAAUAUUUGACAAUAAAGGCGUUGAACGAGUGGGACUCCAAGUCGGCGAACGGCGUCGAGUGGCGCCAAAAGUUGGACAACCAACGCGGCGCCGUCCUGGCGAACGAGCUUCGAAAUAACGCCUGCAAGUUGGCGAAAUGGACCGUCCAAGCCCUACUCGCGGGAAGCGACCAAAUUAAGUUCGGCUACGUGUCCCGCACGCACGUGCGCGACAACAGCAAGCACGUGAUCUUGGGCACGCAGCAGUACAAACCCCACGAGUUCGCCAGCCAGAUCAAUUUGAACAUGGACAACGCCUGGGGAAUUUUGCGCUGCAUCGUCGAUUUGGUUAUGAAGCAGAAAGAUGGCAAAUUUUUGAUUAUGAAAGAUCCGAAUAAGCCGAUGAUUAGGCUUUACGACAUACCCGACAAUACCUUCGAGUCCGAUGGCGACUCCGAGUCGGACGACGAAGUUGCUCCGGAUGCGUCGACGUUUCAAACACUUUACCCUUAUACAAACAGUGUGAAACGUGUUUAAGUAUUCAGUUUAUCGAAAAUUAUUAACUUGCUUUUAUAAAAACUAAUUAAAGGAGUCAUUUAAAUUUUUUUGUUAGGUGGAAUAAUAAAAACAUUUUUGUAUUC
Photinus pyralis (common eastern firefly) is the source of this 1876-nucleotide messenger RNA. It is a transcript of the gene eIF3d1, whose product is annotated as eukaryotic translation initiation factor 3 subunit D. Gene Ontology annotation, cellular component: eukaryotic translation initiation factor 3 complex; cytoplasm. The record is from RefSeq and is a predicted model, not a curated record. The transcript has 8 exons. Bases 84 to 1772 code for a protein of 562 amino acids. Lineage: Eukaryota; Metazoa; Arthropoda; Insecta; Coleoptera; Lampyridae. Gene Ontology annotation, molecular function: translation initiation factor activity. Gene Ontology annotation, biological process: translational initiation.